Molecule: messenger RNA, 1502 nt
Organism: Stereum hirsutum FP-91666 SS1
Lineage: Eukaryota; Fungi; Basidiomycota; Agaricomycetes; Russulales; Stereaceae
Product: SET domain-containing protein
Exons: 2
Coding region: 1-1389 (462 amino acids)
Molecular function (GO): protein binding
Source: RefSeq, a predicted model, not a curated record
AUGCGCCGGGGAUUUCUCAAACCCAAUCCAUCUCAGCUGAAAGGCAACACUCACAGGGCUUCUCGCUCCUCUCAGGCAGACAAAUCGUCUAUGAUCACUACACAGGCGGUUGACAAACCUCUCUUGAAGUCUGCGCCACUAGCAACCAUCCCCGUUCCUCAUGGCCCCAUCAUUCCCGUCAACGAGUAUGUCGACUCGAAGACUCUCAUGGACUGGCACACCGACGAAGCCAAGGCAGGUCCUGACGGAAUGUACACCUAUCGCAUCACUUCUCUCCCUAUCGUCCCGCGCUUUUCGUCCGACCGAAUGACAGCCUGCAUCAUCACUAAAGGCGCAAAAGAGGGUAUCCUCGCACUCCCAGGGUUCCCUUCACCAUACAGCGCCAUCUCUCUUGUCCGUGAAGGUCCAGCCACAGGUGCUGGGCUCGGCCUCUUUGCCACCACCGCUCGCCAGCCAGGGGACUGCAUAAUCUCUGAGCGUCCACUGCUCAUCCUGCCCCGCAGCAUGAUGGUGCCCGAACUCAAGCCUGGCGUUCCUAACGUGCAAGCACAGAUGGUACAAGGCGCCAUAAAUAGGAUGAGGCUCGACGAUCGCGCGCGUUUCCUAGCUCUCAAGAACUGCAAAUCCGGAUCAGAUGUUCUCACUGGCAUCCUUGACACUAACGCAAUGCAAAUCGGCCCACUUCCAAGCUAUCCUGUAGACCAUGUCGCUAUUUGUGCCACAGUGUCACGAAUCAAUCACAGCUGCAGCCCAAACGCCGUCUUCGCAUGGGAUGUGAAUUCUUUUACCUGCUUCAUACGAGCCCUCAAGCCAAUCGCAGCCGGCGACGAGAUCACGAUCACCUAUACGUACCCUUUGGCCCCCCGCACCGAGCGUCAAGAAGAUCUUCGCCAGAAGUACGCCUUCACCUGCACAUGCGAGACUUGCUCACUCCCUCCCACCGAGUCCAAGCGCUCUGAUGUUCGGCGUAAAAUCCUCGCCAUGUAUGAACCUCAUUACGAAGAACUAUCAACGAACGCCGCUAACACAGACCGCUGGUACGAAGACCACGAGGCCUCACUUCGGUGUUGGGUGGAGGACGUCAGUCUUCCAGACAACUAUAUCACAAAGGAAUGUCUCCGGCUUGUCGAAAUGUUAGACGCGGAGACGUGGAUGUUAGAGACUUCAUGGCCUUGGGUGCUACAGAAGCUUGUCAAAGCGUGUUGUGCGCUGGAGGAUCGGGAGGGUGCCCAGAAGUGGGCGAACAGGGCGGCGGAAAUGUGUAGGGCUCGGAGCGCGAAGGGGGACGAUUGUGGGUGGGGGAAAGUGGCGAGUCAUCCUGAGAGGACGGAGUACUGGGGCUUGCGAGCAAAGAUGCGGGCGCGAGACAACAGCACCAAGCAGGGAUGAGUACUUCGACGCAAGUUCUCCAACGCGGCCACCUGCGCUCGUACUGGCAUGAAUUUGUAUUAUCGGCCCGCAUACCCUUCCUUUAUCGUUGGCUCGAUGGUAAUAUACACUGG